This is a messenger RNA of Exaiptasia diaphana, 2128 nucleotides long. RefSeq names its product alpha-taxilin. The transcript has 15 exons. NCBI's taxonomy places the organism in Eukaryota, Metazoa, Cnidaria, Anthozoa, Actiniaria, Aiptasiidae. The coding region runs from base 60 to 1592 and encodes 510 amino acids. Gene Ontology annotation, molecular function: syntaxin binding. The record is from RefSeq and is a predicted model, not a curated record.
UCCUGGAUCUAGUUCUUGGUAGCUUGUCAUUGCAGUAAAUCGAGUCUUUCUGCUCAAAGAUGGAAAACUCCUCUAAAAUCCAAUCACCUGUUGCUAUUGUAUCAGGAGAUGCCUCACAGGAGAUACAGGUCCAGAAUGGCGGGGGAAAUCAAACCAAAACAGUUGAAGACGAAACUCAGAAUAUAGACGAGAACACAAAGUCUAAAACAGUUGAAAAAAAGACCUCGAAAAAGUCGAAAGAAGAGAAACGGAUCAAAGAAGAAGAGAAAAGAACAAAACUAUUAUUACGGAGUUUUGAAGGGCUGGAAGAUGCAGACGCUAAAUUAAAUGCAAUUGCAAAGAAAUAUGUUCAACUGGCUGCAGAUAACAAAUCCCUGGAAUAUAAAAAAGAUGAUUUAGAGUCCAAAAAUGAAAAGUUAACCAAAGAGCGCGAUAGUUUACAGUCUGAUUACAAUAAAGCAACUCUUGCAAAAAGUAAGCUGGAAARUCUGUGUAGAGAACUGCAGAAGCAUAGCAAACUGGUCAAGGAAGAAUGUCAAUUACGAACACAAGAAGAGGAAGCUAAGAGAAAGGAGUUGUCUGAUCGUUUUCAAACUACAAUAAAUGAUAUUUCACAACAGAUGCAAGACAACUUUAAACGUAAUGAGCAGCUUAAAGUAGAAAAUGAAGAACUUGCUACUAAGCUAAAAGGACUUGUAUCACAGUAUGAGACCAGGGAAGAGCAUGUUGACAAAGUAGUCAAACACAAACAACUAGAGUUACAGCUUGCUGAGGCCAAGAUGGCACAACAAAAUCUACAGUUUAACGAAAUGAAAGAAAAAUCAUUGAUAGAAAAACAAGAGCUUUUAAAAGACUCUCUGGACUACAGAAAAAGAUAUGAAAUUAUGGUCAAACAAGAAGCAGAGCUGAAAUCACAGCUGGCCAUGUACACUGAGCGGUUUGAUGAUUUCCAAGCAACUCUCAAUAAAAGCAAUGAAGUUUUUGCAACAUUCAAGUCAGAAAUGGACAAGAUGUCAAAAACUAUAAAGAAACUGGAAAAAGAAAACAAAACUCUUAAAUCCAGAGGCGAAAACACUAAUAGAUCACUGUUAGCCAUGCUGGAUGAGAGGACAAAUAUGGAAAAACAAAUCAAGACUUUGUCGACAAAAAAUUCAAAAUUAGAAAAACUUUGUCGAGCAAUGCAAAAAGGUCUAGUACUUCCGAAUAAGGAAAAUGACACCCCAGGACUGGAAUCAGAGUCUUUAGAGUCAAACUCUUUAGAACAUGGCAAUUCUAAUGAAGACAUUGCCAAUAAAAAURRUGCUAGYUGCAUAGAAGAAGCURCAUCUAWUGACGAGCCGAAUAAUGACCAAGAAGGCAGCAGUGGUGGAGAACACAACUGUGGRGAGGAUGGAGAACCCAGUAAGGAGGAAAGCGAGGGCGUUGAAGACACAACACAAAAAGAUGGGGAAUCUAAUACCGACUGCGAGACGAAUCAAUCAAAUGAUACAACUAGCGAUGAAUUAAAUAGAGAAUUAAGCUCUGAAUCAAAGAGUGAGUCCACCAUGUCUAGUGAGUCACCACCUGAUGCAAUUCAUUCAGAGUCAACAUGACUAUUUUUUUAGGAAUUCGAAUUGUAAUAAUUAUAUAGUAUAGUACUUAGUAAUUUAAUGUAAUUAGAACAAAAACUUCGAUGGCAAUUAAUGCUAGUUCGUGGUUUGUUCAGAUCUGUGCUUGUAUUUUGUUUUGUUUUUAUUUUUUUCGGAACUACCUAAACUUUGUAAUUCCACUGUUUAUUGUAUUUUAAGCGUGUAAAGAAAAAAAAUAAUUGUAAGCGGUAUUUAAAAACAAUAAGCCAAGGUGGACGUGUAUUUUCCCUUUAUUUUAUUUAGUUGCUUGUAAACUUUUUUGUACAUUUUCAAGUUUAUCAUAAUCUUUUUUUUAAUAAAGGCGACAAAUGUUAUUUAAUCUUUGAAUUAUAUGUUUGUUGGUGGCGUAUAUUGGUAUGAUUUCCCUGGACUCAGAUUUAAAAAACUAUGCCAAGGUGCACGUGUAUUUGCCCUUUAUUUUAGUUUGCUUGUAAACUUUUUUGUACAUUUUCAAGUUUAUCAUAAUCUUUUUUUUAAUAAAGGYGACAAAUAUUAUUUAA